GCCGUGGUUGGCCGGCGCCUCCAACGUCCUACUUUGUAAUUUCUUCCGCUGACGCUCGCCGCAUAUCGGGCACAGCAUGGUUUAUUUAUCUUCGCUGGAGGUCUGCGAGUCCUGCGAUCUCGCAUCGAGUUUUACACGACGCAGAGCUCCCAUCGUCGCUGGCAACGUCGCGGUGCCAGGCUCUUUGGGCAGUAAUUGCAGUACACAUCAGUUCCGUAGUAAAGUAUUAAUCGAGGCAGCUUAUAAUUACAAUGAGGUCUUCCAUCAAUUAUGUUGACAUGUCGACAAUCGCAUGAUCACAGAGUCGCUGCUGUUGACAUCGUGACGAUCAGUCGUACAUGACCAACUUUGGUAUCGACCCACGUCAUAUUCCCACUCGGAAUCCUCGAUUCCCAAUGAAAUAACGCAUCUGUAGUGUAGGG
Molecule: messenger RNA, 422 nt
Organism: Colletotrichum navitas
Lineage: Eukaryota; Fungi; Ascomycota; Sordariomycetes; Glomerellales; Glomerellaceae
Exons: 1
Coding region: 77-277 (66 amino acids)
Source: RefSeq, a predicted model, not a curated record